AUGACGGUGCAGACCCCUUCCCGCGAGGUCCUGUGGACGCCUGAGAACCCGCGCUCCACUGUGAUGUGGCAGUUUAUGGAGCGCGUGAACAGCAAGUAUGGUCUCGAGCUCAAGGAUUACCAGGACCUGUAUAAGUGGUCCAUAGACAACAUUGGUCCCUUUUGGGAGGAAGUUUGGCUAUUCUCUGAGAUCAAGGCGUCCCGGCCAUUCGACAAGGUUCUUCCCACGGAGUCCAUGUUCCCCCGACCAGACUUCUUCUCCGGAGCCCUCCUCAACUUCGCCGAGAACCUCCUCUUCCCCCGCGACCCGGUCGACCCCACCUCCACCGCCGUGAUAACCCUCACCGAGCGCGAAUCCGAGCUCGUCGAGACCACCUGGGACCAACUCCGCGACGCCGUCCGCAAAUGUUCCAAUGCCCUCCGCCAAGUCGGCGUCAAGCCCAACGAUGUCGUCGCCGGCUUCGUCUCGAACCACCUCGAGUCCGUUGUGGCUAUGCUUGCUACCGCCGCCGUGGGCGCCCUCUGGACGGGUAUAAGUCCCGACAACGGAGUGAGCGCCGUGCUCGACAGAUUGGCGCAGAUCAGGCCUACGGUGCUGUUUUCUGAUAAUGGCAUGCUGUAUAACGGCAAGGAUUGGAGUAGUGUUCAUAAGACGCAAGAGAUUGCCGCCGCGCUGAAGGAUGUCGGGUUGAAGCAUGUCGUCGUUAUUAAUAACCUUAAGAGCGCUGGUUUGGGCCUGGGGGAGCUCAGGUCUCUGGGGUUGGAUGCUCAGGAAUAUGGGGCUUUCCUGUCCAGUGCCCCCGAUGGACCCCUCACGUUCGAGCAACUCCCCCCCUCCCACCCCCUCUACGUCCUCUACUCUAGCGGAACGACCGGUCUCCCCAAAGCCAUCGUCCACACUACCCUCGGCACCCUAAUCCAACACCUCAAGGAACACAGCCUCCACGGCUCCGUCACCUCCAAGUCCCGCAUGCUCUACUACACUACCACAUCAUGGAUGAUGUGGCACUGGAGCGUCUCCGCUCUCGCCACGGGCGCCACCAUCAUCCUCUACACCGGCUCCCCCUUCAAGCCACACGCGCACAUCUCCCUCCCGCGCCUCCUCUCCUCCCUCAAAGUCACCCACUUCGGAACCUCAGCCGCCUACCUCACCGCCCUCGAAGCCGCCAACGUCCUCCCCGUCAACGACCCGUCCCUCGACCUCUCCGCCCUGGAGGCAAUCUACUCCACCGCCUCGCCCCUCCCGCAAUCCACCUUCCGAUUCGUCUACAAGGCUUUUCCCAAGCGCGUUCAGCUCUCCUCCAUCACCGGAGGCACGGACAUCAUCUCCCUCUUCGGCGCCCCCUGCCCUCUCCUCCCCGUCUACACGGGCGAGAUCCAGUGCGCGGGCCUCGGCAUGGCCAUCAAGGCCGUUGACUCCGCGUCGGGCGACGACCUUGCUGCCGACGAACCCGGUGACCUCGUCUGCUUUAAGCCCUUCCCCUGCCAGCCUCUUACCUUCUUCGGCGCCGGCGGCGACGACAGGUACAAGGCCGCCUACUUCGAACGAUUCGCCGACCCCGCUACCGACGCGCCCAUCUGGCACCACGGCGACUUCAUCCGCAUCCCCCACCCGGAGGUCGGAAACCUCGUCAUGCUGGGCCGCUCCGACGGCGUGCUCAAGCCCUCGGGCGUCCGGUUCGGCUCGGCGGAGAUUUAUAACGUGCUGACGCGCUUCUUCGCCGCGGACGUCGAGGACGCCCUUUGUGUGGGUAGGAGGCGCGAGACGGAUACGGAUGAGACGGUGUGUCUUUUUGUCGUGCCUGCGGAGGGGAAGAAGUUUGAUGAUGAUUUAAGGGCGAGGAUAAAGAGUGUUAUUAAGAGCGAGUUGAGUCCUAGGCAUGUUCCCGGGGUGGUGGAGGAGUGUGGGGGAGGUAUCCCCAAGACGGGUAAUGGGAAGAAGAUCGAGGUUGCGGUGAAGCAGAUUCUUUCGGGUAUGAACGUCAAGACGAACGCGAGUGUUGCCAACCCCGAGGCCCUAGACUGGUUCAGGAGGUGGGCGGAAACCAACUAA
This is a messenger RNA of Scedosporium apiospermum, 2052 nucleotides long. RefSeq names its product Acetoacetyl-CoA synthetase. Gene Ontology annotation, molecular function: acetoacetate-CoA ligase activity. The record is from RefSeq and is a predicted model, not a curated record. Lineage: Eukaryota; Fungi; Ascomycota; Sordariomycetes; Microascales; Microascaceae. Gene Ontology annotation, cellular component: cytosol. Gene Ontology annotation, biological process: lipid metabolic process. Bases 1 to 2052 code for a protein of 683 amino acids. The transcript has 4 exons.